This is a messenger RNA of Linum tenue, 1441 nucleotides long. The record is from the annotation of a GenBank genome assembly. NCBI's taxonomy places the organism in Eukaryota, Viridiplantae, Streptophyta, Magnoliopsida, Malpighiales, Linaceae.
UAGACGGAAUUCUGUUGUCCCUAGGUGGAAUUGUGGGUUUUUUACUGGUGUAUGUUAUCGACAGUGCUAGUCAACGACAAUGAGUGUGGUUGGGUUUGAUAUCGGUAAUGACAACUGUGUUAUUACUGUUGUAAAACAACAGGGCAUUGACGUGUUGUUGAAUGAUGAAUCAAAUCGUGAAACCCCCACUGUGGUGUGUUUUGGGGAGAAACAGAGGUUCUUUAGAUCUUCAGGUGCCUCUUCUGCUAUGAUGAACCCAAGAUCUACUGUAACACAAGUGAAGAGAUUGAUUGGAAGGAGAUUAAAGGAUCCUGAAGUUCAAACGAACCUAAAAACAUUACCAUUUGAGACGUCAGAAGCAAAGGAUGGUGGCAUUUUGGUUAAUUUGAAAUACUUGGGUGAAACGCACUCAUUUGCACCAGUUCAAAUCUUGGCAAUGUUAUUUUCACAUUUGAAAGAUGUGGCGGAGAAGAACUUGGAAAUGCCAGUCGUAGACUAUGUGAUAGGAAUACCAUCAUACUUCACAGAUUUGCAGAGACGAGCAUAUUUGGAUGCUGCUAAAAUUGCAGGUUUGAAGCCUUUGAGACUGAUGCAUGACUGUGCUGCAACUGCACUUAGUUAUGGUAUAUAUAAAACCGAUUUUUCCAGUACCGGGCCGACAUAUGUGGCAUUUAUUGACAUUGGUCACUGUGAUACUCAGGUUCAAGAGUCGAAUCCUUUCUCCGUAGGGUUCUCAUCAGAUGAAGGCCCAAUUUGCACACCCUCAUCUAAUGGCAUAUUGUUUCCUAGAGGCCUAUCCAUUCCAAGUACCAAAGUCUUGACAUUUCAAAGAAGUAGUCAGUUUCACUUGGACGCUUUCUAUGCCGAUCCAAAUGAACUUCCAGCUGGUGUGUCUUCCAGGAUAUGUACUUUUACGAUUGGUCCUUUACAAGGCUCCAGUAAUGAUAAGGCAAGGGUUAAGGUUAAAGUCCAGCUAAACCUCCAUGGUAUCAUCGCUAUAGAGUCAGCUACGGUUGUUAGUGGUCAUGGUGAUGACUUCAGUAUGCAUUCUCCAUCUUCCGAAUCUUCAGCAGAUGGUUCGAGAGAUAGAGGCAACCGUAGGAUCAAUAUACCGGUGAGUGAAACUGUUUAUGGUGGAAUGACAAUGGCUCAGCUUUCAGAAGCCCAUGAGAGGGAACUUGAACUCACCCAACAGGACAGAAUUGUGGAACAAGCCAAGGAAAAGAAGAAUGCAUUGGAGUCGUAUGUCUAUGAGAUGCAUAAUAAGCUUUUUAACACAUUACGGAGCUUUGCUAGCGAUGAGGAAAGGGAGGGAAUUUCAAGGAGCCUACAAGAGACGGAGGAAUGGCUUUAUGGAGAUGGAGAUGAUGAAACUGAGAAUGCUUAUACCACAAAGAUGCAGGAUUUGAAGCAGAUGAUGAAUGAGUGCCAUAAAGCAUAA